GGUGGUGGGGAUGUCAUGGCUCCCGCCGCUGCCUCCGCCGCCGCCGCCGCGCAACCUCCGGAGGUUCAGUUCGCACAGAGGCUGGCCGCCAACGAGAAGCGAAUUCGGGACCGGGCGCUGAAGAAGCUGCGCGGCUACCUCGCUCUCCGGACUCAGAGCCCGGCGAGUAGCUUUAGCCAGGAAGAAUGGCUGAAAAUAUGGAAAGGACUGUUUUACUGCAUGUGGAUGCAGGAUAAACCCCUGCUUCAGGAGGAGUUAUCGAACAAUAUAGCACAACUUACCCAUGUAAUAGAGAAUAUAGAUGCUUGGCAUUUGUUCAUUCAGACUUUCUGGCAGACCAUGAACCGUGAGUGGAGUGGAAUAGACAACCUGCGCUUAGAUAAAUUUUACAUGUUGAUCCGCAUGGUGCUGAGACAGUCCUUUGAAGUACUGAAAAGAAAUGGAUGGGAUGAAAGUUUUACUGAGCCAUUUCUGAACCUGCUAAUGAAGGAGGUUAUUCACCCAGAUAGCAAUGCUCCUGUUGGGAUAAAAUUGCAUUUUAUUGACAUCUAUCUGGAAGAAUUGGCUAAAGUUGGUGCUAAAGAGCUCACCGCAGCCCAGAAUCUCAAAUUUAUAGAACCAUUCUGCAAAAUUGUUGCCAAGACCAAGGAUCAUCUUUUGCUGAAAGUAAUAAUCCGUGGCAUCUUCGAAACCAUUGUUGAUCAGUCCCCGUUUGCUAUAGAAGAUUUAAUGAAAGAACUGAAAGCGGGGAGCGAUGAUGACUUAUCAGAAGAAGAUGAAAGUAAUGAAGGAGAGAACGAACCAGUCGUCAAACACACAGACUUGCCAAGCAAACAUUCCCUAGAUUCAGAGGCACCAGACAACCUUUUAGAAGAUGCAGAUGAUAACAUUGGGCCUGUUCUCCAGUUUGAUUAUAAAACUGUUGGUGACGCACUGUUUGAAUUGGCCAGCAGAAAAAACACGCCUGCUUUUAACAGAAAGUGCCUGUACAAAGUGGUGAAAAAGUUCCAAAACCUUGCAGAAGGGACCUUUCCACAGGAUGACUUCCCUGAAGACGUUUCUACAGAUGAAGAUGACGAUACCUUCAGCAGGAGGAAGUGGAAAAGGAAAUCUGGCAAACCCUUGGAUAAAACACAACCAGAAAAAGAAGUUUGUGCUAGAAACAUAAAAAAUGGUAUUGAGGAAGAGGAGAAGAGCCCAGGGCCACAGAAGAAAAAGAAGAAGCGAAAGAGGAAGUCCAGCCAGAUGGUUGACUUUGGUAUAGCUGCUGAAUGUAAUGAGAAGGGACUGGUCCCUGAGGAAGGAUCCAAAGAGCCAAACGAGGACAGUGAAUCAUUAAAUAAUAAGAAAAGACCAAAGAAGUCUUUAAGCAUGGAGGUCAAUGAAAUGGAUUCUUCAGCCGCACCCACUGUAGGUAUCAGUGGUGAUUCUGUGCUGGAAACCUUGACUUGUUUGGUAAACAGCAUAAAGAAACAGCCAAAGAAGAAAAAUGGCCGCCUGCAGAAAGUCCCUAUAGAAUUCACCCAUCAAAAUGGACAGGCUCAUAUAAGUACCGGGGAAGAUCCCAGCCACUGUGGUAGCAAAGCAAUUAAGAAGAAACGGAAAGCAGAGACUGGCAUGAUACCUGGGAGCAGUUUUUCUGAAGAGGCUGUUGAGCAGCCCAAAAUGGAAAACUUGGCAGAAUCUGGAUGCACAGUGCUCCGAAAAGUUAAAUUGAGGAAAAAACAAAAAUUGGUCAAGAUUAGGGGUUCCAAGCAGAAAAUAAUCGGCUUGAAAAAGAAAAAGAAAAUCAAGGAAGUCCUAAGUUCCAUGGAAGAAGCUGUAACUGAAGUUGAAAACAAAAAGAGCAAAAGCAGUGAAACAGGUGGCGCUGCUGUGCUGCUAAGGAACAAGAAGGCAAAGACGGGAAAUGAUUUUGUGAAAUUUGAAAAGGCAACUCUACCAAAGCCAGUGUUCUUUAGAAAAGCUAAAGCCAGCAUUUCCCCCAUGCAGUUAAGCAGGCUGCAAUCUUCCAACUCCAAAAAGGUCACCUUUGGACUGAGUAAAAACAUGACUGCUGAAUUUAAGACGACAGACAAAAGUAUCCUGGUCACCCCAGAGGGAGCAUCCCGGGUGGCUUUCAAUCCUGAGCAAAAACCAUCUCACGGGGUGCUGAAGUCCCCUGCCAGCCCUUCUGCAGAAGGAACACCUCAAAUGAAGAAAUCCCUUUUAAUGCCAACUAAGAAAAGACCAACUGCUAUGGACUUCUUCUAAGCCGAUAAGGAGAGGAGUAGUUUUUGUACAGAACAGUCCAGUAUAACCAGUUGCUUCUGGAGGUAUUUUGGGAAUCUUCCUUUUCAAGUUAAUGGGAUAAUAUACAUAAGGUUCUGAUUGUGUGACCCUUGAUGCUAUCAACUGUAAUAAGCACCUAUUUGGCUGUACAUUGAGACGGCUUUGUGUAUGCUGUUAACAAAAGAAAGGUAAUGGCACAUGACCUUAGGGCUCCAAUUAUGGAGGCCUAUCUUUUAUUUUAUUUUUGAAAUAACCCUAUCACAUUGUGAAUGAAUGUGUACAGAUUUGUUCUGAACUGUUGUUGCUUGCAAUCUUUUGAUCAUUGGUUUGUUGCGUUGUUUUUCCUAGUGAAGAGGUUUUUUGGCAUUUUUUGGCUUAAUUCCAUGGGAGGUAAGAAAUACAAAACUCCUCUCACAUGCUUCCUGUUACACUUUUCCUUCUUUCCCUUUCAAGCCAUUUCCCCUCAUCUUCCUACCAAAGGGUAUGGAUUAGAAAUGGAAUAUCUGUGUUGAGGUGAACUACUUCUGUGGAACAACCGCCUGCACCUCAGUUGGGUAGCCCACUGCCAACACAUCUCAUUAUUGACUAUAGCCCAAGUAUUCCAGUUGACACACAUUUCCUAAGCACUUGAAAUAGCAUUGUGGGCUACUUCAGAUUUGCUUCUCCUUUUUAUGUAAGAAGAUAUGGUGUGUGUUUAGUAAUUUUUUGCAUUUUUAUAAUGUUCUUAUCCCUGGGCCCUUGGAUAAAGACUAGGUCUUAAUUAUUAUCUUCCCUUCAUUAAAAGGAGCUAGAGUAGUAUGGCCUUUAUUUAUAUCUGAAAGCCUUAAUGCCUUUUGACACAGGGUAAAGAUGGUUUGGAUAGUAAGGUGGUUUUGAAAGCAAGGCCAUAUUUUUAAUCUGCAGUGUAAGUUUUAAUGAUGUUCAUCUCACACUAUGCUAACAUGAUGGUGCCUAUCUCCAUUUUCCUGUUGAUUUCUGUGCAAAACGACAAUUUUUUUUUGUACCAGAUAAUUUAUUUACUGCAAGUUUUAGAUUCGCAAUCCCUUUUUUCUCAAAUGCAGCAUACCAUGAGGACAUAGCCCAGGAAACAUUGUGGACAUGGACACUGGGUCAUGUGGGUCAUUUUUUAUUUUGAUGAAGAGAUCUUUGUGGUAUAUUUCUCUUCUUUGUACUCCAGCUUCAGAAUAAAUGGGCAGUCACUUUAAUUACUAUCUCUCCAUAGUGCUAAUAAAGUUUCAAGCUAAUAAUAUUCUUA
Lacerta agilis (Sand lizard) is the source of this 3526-nucleotide messenger RNA. RefSeq names its product ribosomal RNA processing 1B (gene RRP1B). NCBI's taxonomy places the organism in Eukaryota, Metazoa, Chordata, Lepidosauria, Squamata, Lacertidae. Gene Ontology annotation, cellular component: preribosome, small subunit precursor; preribosome, large subunit precursor; nucleus. The record is from RefSeq and is a predicted model, not a curated record. The transcript is spliced from 16 exons. The coding region runs from base 16 to 2253 and encodes 745 amino acids. Gene Ontology annotation, biological process: rRNA processing.